AUGACAUCAACGUCUACGGACAUGUAUUUAAAAAAAGUAAAACAGGAAUUAAUUAAAUUAUCAACAGCAAUUAACCAAGAUGAUUUAAAAAAUAUUGUUGGAAAAAUUUCUGAACUUCUGGAAGAACAUUCUCAUGUCUUUUACGAAACAUUGAAUCGUGUGCGUAUUCUUGAAGACAAUACAGAUUUUUUAUAUAAUCAAGUUAGUAAAUUACAAGAAGAGUCAAACAUGGAGGAAGCUUUUAUACUUGCUAGUGAUUUAUCAACUUUUCCAUUAGUUCGUGAAUAUUUUUUUAAUAAAUUCGAACGAUGUUUUCAAUAUAACAUAACUGAAUUUCUUGAUGGAUUCAAUUUCAAUGAUUCUGAUAUCGACACAUGGUCCAUAUUAUGUAAACAAUUAUCAAAUGGAAUAAUGUAUCUGGUCGCUCAUGCAAACUCCGAUGAUCUUGAUUGGUUAUAUUGUUUUUGUUCUGCAUAUCAAAUUCCAUUAUUGAGUUCAAAUAAUGGUCAUGAUCGUAUCAAAACAAAUUUUUCUAUAUCAUUAAUAACUGAUAUUUUAUCAGCAUUAACCCUUUGGGGACGGGAAGCACAUAUGUGUGCUUGGAUUCGAAUACAAUCAGUAUGUGACCUAAGCAUAUCUCUAACGAUACUCUAA
Molecule: messenger RNA, 654 nt
Organism: Rotaria sp. Silwood2
Lineage: Eukaryota; Metazoa; Rotifera; Eurotatoria; Philodinida; Philodinidae
Source: the annotation of a GenBank genome assembly